This is a messenger RNA of Epithele typhae, 1653 nucleotides long. RefSeq names its product phosphoacetylglucosamine mutase. Gene Ontology annotation, biological process: carbohydrate metabolic process; UDP-N-acetylglucosamine biosynthetic process. Gene Ontology annotation, molecular function: phosphoacetylglucosamine mutase activity; magnesium ion binding. Lineage: Eukaryota; Fungi; Basidiomycota; Agaricomycetes; Polyporales; Epitheliaceae. The transcript is spliced from 6 exons. The record is from RefSeq and is a predicted model, not a curated record. Bases 1 to 1653 code for a protein of 550 amino acids.
AUGGCCACCCUUCCUGUCGACGCUAUAAAGCCGCUCGCAGACAAGCAUCCCAAGCCGCCCAACGUGCUCUUCCAGUACGGCACCGCCGGGUUCAGGACCUUGGGAGAUGCUUUGGACCCUGUGAUGUUCCGAGUCGGAGUACUUGCUGCCCUCAGGAGCAAGCGGUUAGAUGGCAAGACGAUCGGAGUGAUGGUCACUGCGUCCCACAAUCCCGAACCGGACAACGGUGUGAAGCUUGUUGAUCCUCGUGGAGAGAUGCUUGAGGUGUUAUGGGAAAACCAUGCUACCACGCUCGCCAAUGCUGCUUCAACAGAAGACUUCAUUGCUGCUGUCCAGACGCUGGUCACCAACUCUAGGAUCGACUUGUCUAAGCCUGCGCGUGUCGUUUAUGCCAGAGAUACCCGGCCUUCCGGGCCCGCACUUGUGGCUUCUCUUGAAGACGGUCUCAAGGCUAUGGGCGCUGAAACUCGAAACGCGGGCGUAACCACCACGCCCGUCCUCCACUAUCUGGUCAAGGCGAUCAACACCAAGGGCACGAAGGACUCUUAUGGCGAUGACUCAGAAGAGGGAUAUUUGGAGAAGUUGAGUUCGGCUUUCAAGAAGCUUGUAGCCGGCAAAUCGACAGCUUCUCCUCUUAUUGUCGAUUGUGCCAACGGCGUCGGCGCUAUUGUCGGAAAAAAGCUUGCCGAGGCACUUGGCAGUAGCCUUCCGUUGAAUCUCCAGAACACCGCCAUCGAUACUGUUGGAGCUCUCAAUAACGCAUGCGGUGCCGACUUCGUCAAGACUUCUCAGAAACUCCCUCCUUCUUUAGCGUCAGUCCUCAAACGGGGCGAAAGGGGUUGCAGUCUGGAUGGUGACGCCGAUCGACUCAUUUACUACUACAUGGACGAACGUGAACAGUUCCACAUGCUGGAUGGAGACAAGAUUGCAGCCCUUGUGGCCGCGUUUAUUGUCGAUCUCACGAAAUCCGCAGGACUCGAAGAGGUCGUCCAAGUAGGCAUCGUUCAAACGGCGUAUGCCAAUGGUGGCUCGACAAAGUACCUAUCUGAACGUCUCCCAGUGAAAUGUGUUUCUACAGGCGUGAAGCAUCUUCACCAUGCCGCAGAACGGUACGAUGUUGGCGUUUACUUCGAGGCCAAUGGGCACGGCACCGUUAUCUUCUCUCCGGAGACUCUGGAGAAGCUCGCCACCCAUCAGCCCUCCACUCCCGCUCAGUCCACUGCGCUCAACCACCUCAUCAACUUGACCAAGGUUAUCAACCAAACGGUUGGUGAUGCGCUUUCGGAUAUGCUUCUGGUCGAGAUCGUCUUGGCGCACAAGUCGUACAGUGGCGUCGAGUGGGAUGCGCUCUACAUGGAUCUUCCCAACCGCCUUGUCAAGGUCGUUGUCGCCGAUCGCCACAUUUUCAAGACUGAAGAUGCGGAGCGCCGUCUCGUCAGCCCCCCGGGUCUCCAGGCUCGAAUUGACGAGUUGGUUCGACGCUACGCCGGCGGGCGGUCGUUUGUCCGUCCGAGCGGCACGGAGGAUGUCGUUCGCGUCUACGCCGAAGCCACCAUCCGGAGCCAAGCCGACGAGCUCGCGUUCCGAGUUGCAGGAUUGGUUUACGACGAGACCGGCGGUGAUCCUGCGAGACGUCCAGCAGAGUUCUUGUGA